Messenger RNA from Entrophospora sp. SA101, 495 nucleotides. NCBI's taxonomy places the organism in Eukaryota, Fungi, Glomeromycota, Glomeromycetes, Entrophosporales, Entrophosporaceae. The record is from the annotation of a GenBank genome assembly.
AUGAUAGAGAUUUCACGUGAAGCUGCUGACGUAUGGAAUAAUUUAGAAGACACGGAUUUAACAAAAAUUUAUUUUAAAAUUUUGGCAAAAAUUGCCAAAGAAAAUUGGAAAUUUAAUUUUCUCGAAAACUAUGAUAAUAAUUGUGUUCAAACAUCACCACCACCUUUUCUUUUAGAAAGCUUUGUUCAUUCUUCUUCAUCAUCAAUCAGCGCUGAAGUCGUCACGUUCGAUCCAUUAGAGGAUGAACCAUUGAUAAAUAAUGGAGAUGAUAAUAUUACCAAUGGAUCGACUACCAUUAUUCCGCAAGCAAAUCUCAUAGACAGCAUACAUUGCGAACAAUCCGCUAAUAACGGUAAUUUUGGGAUUGCUACUGAACCGUUUUAUUAUGGUACAUCAUCUCCAAUUGUUACAGACAUCGACAUGGCAGGUCCACUAGAUGAUGACGAUAUUCCUCGUUAUUGGAGUGAUCAAACAUUCGAUUCAUUUAAAUUUUAA